Molecule: messenger RNA, 254 nt
Organism: Pocillopora meandrina
Lineage: Eukaryota; Metazoa; Cnidaria; Anthozoa; Scleractinia; Pocilloporidae
Source: the annotation of a GenBank genome assembly
AUGGAAACGUUCGCUUUCGCAUCAGCUGUGCGUGGAUAUCAUGUUUAUAAAGACGUAUGGAAACCAUCGAUCGGGGAAAAGCUUGUUGCUAAACGAGAGUUUAACAACCCAAUGGACAAACACGCCAUGAAAGUAGUGAAUGACGACGAAACGCUCGGCCAUUUGCCUCGCGAAUUCUCUCAAAUAGCAUGGUAUUUUCUUGCACGUUGUGGGGAAAUCGGCAUUGAAGUGAUCGGUUGCAGAUGACACUGUAA